Messenger RNA from Oncorhynchus tshawytscha (Chinook salmon), 441 nucleotides. RefSeq names its product post-GPI attachment to proteins factor 2-like. The transcript is spliced from 4 exons. NCBI's taxonomy places the organism in Eukaryota, Metazoa, Chordata, Actinopteri, Salmoniformes, Salmonidae. Gene Ontology annotation, biological process: GPI anchor biosynthetic process. Bases 1 to 441 code for a protein of 146 amino acids. The record is from RefSeq and is a predicted model, not a curated record. Gene Ontology annotation, cellular component: endoplasmic reticulum membrane; Golgi membrane.
AUGGCUUUCCCCAUGAUCAGCAGGCUCAUGGAAAACACCAUGAAGAAAAAGAUCCACAUGAAGAAUCGGUCCAACACUUUCGCCACCUUCUUCCACUCCCCAGUCCUUGUCGCUGUGGCCCUCUUUCCCAAUGAUCUACGUUCCACUAGUGCCUCCAUAAGCCUGAGCCCAGAGUGCCAUAUCUGGCUUUUCUGCAUUGGCCUGCACUCUGCUCUCAGGUUCCUGGUGGCAGUGGCAUAUUUUAACUUCUAUAGCUACACUUUUUUCACCCUCUUCGAGUAUUGUGUGGUGUUCUCCAACAUGGCCUUCCACCUAACAGCCUUCUGGGACUUUAAGAGCAGAGAGAUGGUGGUCAUCUCCCAGAGGAGUGCAAAUACUUGGGACUGGGCAACCAAGGGUCAGUAUUCAACACAAUCAGACAGCACUAACUUGGUGGCUUGA